This is a messenger RNA of Miscanthus lutarioriparius, 759 nucleotides long. Lineage: Eukaryota; Viridiplantae; Streptophyta; Magnoliopsida; Poales; Poaceae. The record is from the annotation of a GenBank genome assembly.
AUGGAGGCGUCCGAGGCAGCACCGGCGGCGGCGGCGGCCGCUGCCGUGGAAGCAGAGGAUGUGAGCGGCGGGAAGGGCAGCUGGUACGUGCUCGGGGAGCGUGCGCUGAUGGUGCCGUACAUGCGGCAGCACGUGCCGCGGUACCACGACUGGAUGCAGGACCCGGCGCUGCUGGAGGCCACCGCGUCGGAGCCCCUCUCCCUCUCGCAGGAGUUCGAGGACAUGACAGUCUUUAUUUCUUUUGGUCCCAAUGACAACAAUAUGAUGCUGUCGUACACUUGUUUGCUGGCUGUUGACGGCUUUGCUCGGUCUUCCAUCAUGCCCAUGAGCUUCAUGACGAGUAUCUCGCCUCGCUUUGAGGCUGGCACGCGGGACAGUGGCUGGGCAGCAAUCCGUCGGCUUCUGGUGGGCAUGAACGCCUUUGGCUGCUCUGGCUCAGGAACCGCGAGUAGUGGAGAUGGCACCUUCCGCAGGAUUUUUGCGAUCGCGGAGAUAGAGAUCAUGAUAGCUGAACAUAAGAGCCGUGGAAAGGGAAUUGGUCAAGAAGCAAUCUUACUGAUGAUGGCAUUUGCAGUAGAGAAAUAUGGAAUUCACACAUUCAGGGCAAAAAUUAGUGAAUCAAAUACGGCAUCCCUUAAGCUCUUCAGAAAGUUGGGCUUCAAGGAUGCUUCAUACAGUGCGGUGUUUAAGGAGGUGACUCUGGAGGCAGCUGCUGACUCACUCCCGUUGAGAUUUCCUCUAACCAUUGGAGACUGGUGA